This is a messenger RNA of Rhopalosiphum maidis (corn leaf aphid), 1067 nucleotides long. RefSeq lists its product as uncharacterized. The record is from RefSeq and is a predicted model, not a curated record. The transcript has 4 exons. Lineage: Eukaryota; Metazoa; Arthropoda; Insecta; Hemiptera; Aphididae. The coding region runs from base 373 to 822 and encodes 149 amino acids.
UUGUUUACGGUCGCGAGGUCACUCAUUAUCAUUUUAAAAGAAUAACAACCAUAGAAAAAAAAGAUGAAAACAACAACCUGUAACUUAUUUGGGUGUGAAUCACUGUGGCACGCCCGGAACAGACAACCAAACACAAAUCACGAUUAAUAAUAUUUAUUUACUACUGAAUAUUGUAACGAUUUACGAUAACGAAAUUUAAAUAGGUAAUUGGUAAUUAUUCAGUAAACCUUUUGAUUUGUUCGUUAAAUGUCUCAUACGAGUUAUCUUUAAGAUUGAAAAAUUUAAUUUUCGUUCCUUUAAAUAAUAGUGUCUGUACUCUAUCGAUAAAUAGUUGUGUCUAAAAAGAUUUUUGAAAACUAAACUAUAUAAAAUAUGAUUUUCUUUAAUAAUUUACUAUCAGUUCUCACAUUAAUCACAGUUAUUAUAAACUUGAGUGAGUCCUUGGAAUGUUAUGUUUGUACAAACCAAGAUCAAAACCAUGAAAAAUGUUUGAAUACAAUUAAGACAUGCGAACCGGAAGAAGAUAUGUGUUUAUCAGAAAUCAGUUGGGGAUCUCCUCCAUAUUGGGUAGAAGGAGGAAUCAAACAAUAUUAUGUAUCAAAGAGAUGUGCCACAAGAGCUACAUGUGAUGCUGUAAAAGCAAAAACAAUGCCCUUUUGCACGUACCUAUGGUAUCAAGAUUGGAAAUGUGCCGAAUGUUGUUUAGGCGACCGUUGUAAUUUCUACAUAACUAUGGGCAGUAGUGCAGUAAAAUCCAAUUUGAUUGUAUUAUUGGGAUGCAUUGCCAUAUUGCUUGGAUUCCAUGCUACCAAAACCGUAUAGUUUAUUCCAAAGGGUUGUUUAUUAGCCACAAGGAGAUAUUUUUAUAUAUUGACACGACACCAUAUAUUUUUAUAAUUAUUUAAUACUAAAAAAAUAGUUUAGUUCAACUUUAGAUCGUUUAGUUUUUAGUCUCUUUUUAAUUAUAUAAGCAUUUAAAUAAGUAUAUUUACAGAUAUUUACAGUAUUAUUUUUAAUCAUAAGUAAAAAGUUCCGUCCAAAUAUUGAUUUGUUGAUACAAACUUGUA